This is a messenger RNA of Jaculus jaculus (lesser Egyptian jerboa), 1668 nucleotides long. It is a transcript of the gene Slc7a6os, whose product is annotated as solute carrier family 7 member 6 opposite strand. The transcript is spliced from 5 exons. NCBI's taxonomy places the organism in Eukaryota, Metazoa, Chordata, Mammalia, Rodentia, Dipodidae. The record is from RefSeq and is a predicted model, not a curated record. Gene Ontology annotation, biological process: developmental process. The coding region runs from base 10 to 936 and encodes 308 amino acids.
CCGGCCGCUAUGGAGGCUGGCAGGGCUGCGGUGCUGCGCGUGAGGCGGAAGCGCAGCGCCGAGCCCGCCGAGGCUCUAGUGCUGGCUUGCAAACGCCUUCGGAGCGGCGAGGUCGAGUCGUCCUCCCAGAAGACGCCGGAGGGUCCGGAGAGAGCGGCGGAGAAAAAUGUCUUCCAGUUGGUUGCUACCGUGCGCUCGCAGGAGGAGCCCAUCCAGCCGCUCGUGCGGGCCGCCCUGUGCCCGCCCCGAAGCAGCCAGCAGCGCAUCCGCCGCGAUGCCCGCGCCUCGGUUCGAGAGCUCAGGAAGGAGGGCCGCUACCGGGUCGUCUCCAGCCACCGGGCCUCAGGGACCUCUGGCAGCCUGGAGUCUGAGUGCGCGUCGGGGAACGAAGAAGCCGUCGGGGACUCGGGCUUCCAGUUGUUGGACCUGGUCCACGAAGAGGGAGACCCGGACGCCGCUGCCACGGACUGCUGCGAACCCUCUGACCCGGAUGUGAUCCUCUGCAACUCUGUACAGUUGAUCCGUGAGAGGCUGACUGUGUCUGAGGAUGGACCAGGAGUCAGGCACCAGGAGGAGCCCAAGUACGAUGACUACGUGUACGACAUUUACUGCAUAGAGAUGGCCGCGUCAGGGUGGAUAGAGAACAUCCUGUCUGUGCAGCCCUACAGCCAGGAGUGGGAGCUGGUGAAUGAUGAUCAGCAACCAGAAGACAUUUGUGAAGAUGAAGAUGAAGAUGAUGAGAACAGUGAGAAUAAUUGGCGUAAUGAGUACCCAGAGGAAGAGAGCAGUGAUGGAGACGAUUCCAGAGACUCUGAAGAAUACAACAGCCUCAGUGAGGAGGAAGGAGGCAGCAGACGACUAGUAUGGAGCAAGUACCCUUCCGAUGUACAGAAAGAGUUUGGCUAUGACAAUCCCCAUGAUCUGGAUUCAGACUGAUGGUCUUGUGAUGCCCACAGGUUAGGAUUUCUAACUGAACAUGUGGAAGGAAAAACUAACAUCUCAGCACAAUGAGAGUUUAAGUUCAAGGAGUCUCUUCCACUCACAGCAAGGCUCCUUGGCCUCAAUGAAAAGUGGCCAAUGAAGGUGGGCAUGCUGGUUCAUGCCUGUAAUCCCAGUACUUAGAAGACUGAAGCAGGAGGAUCACUAAAACUCAAAGCCAGUCUGGGCUGCAUAUAUAGAUAUAAGCUGGGCCAGCUUGGACUAAAGAGUAAGACCCUGCCUCAUAAAAACAAAACAGUUGAGCAGUAAGUGAUCCUACAGCGUGAAAAAAAAAAAUAUAUGCUAUGAAUAAAAAUUCCUUUCACUUCCAACACAGGCAUUUUUCCUGGUAUCCUGCUUCUCCUGUGCUCAGGCCUGAGGGAGAAGUGUGGGGAGAGGUUCCUGUUUCGUCUCAUCAGCAGUAAGGUUUUACUUCUACCACCAGAAAUGCCUGCCUCUAGUGAAAGCUUGUUCCCUUUGAUAGAGGCCAUCUAGAAUGGCAACAGUGGGUCCCUUGCAGUACCACAGCCUGGACAGCAGUGGCUAUUAGGCAGAAACUAGAAUCUGAGCUGUGGGGUUUUCUUGUUUGGGGCUGUGAUAAUGGUUGUAAAGAUUGCUCUUCUCCUUUGGCAGUGAUCCCGAGGAACAGUGUGUGAAUAUGAUCUUCUUAAUAAAAACUAAUUUUUUAAA